This is a messenger RNA of Camellia sinensis, 2332 nucleotides long. Its product is annotated as appr-1-p processing enzyme family protein. The record is from RefSeq and is a predicted model, not a curated record. Lineage: Eukaryota; Viridiplantae; Streptophyta; Magnoliopsida; Ericales; Theaceae.
AUUAAUGUGUCGUAUUCAAUUCUGGGCAAAUGAGGAGGAUUCUCGCAAGCUCAUACUCAUCAGGUCCAGCUAAUUAUUGUCUUUGUCGUCUCCAAAAUCAUUUGCCUUUACAUUUGCCGCUUCACACCCUACAGACAGGAGUGUUGAAGUUUCAGUAGUAUGUUUCUGAAACUUGGGCUGUGAGUGUGAGGGUUUGAAGGAAUACAUGUGAUUGUGGGAUUGUUAAGGGAAGUGAAGCUUUGGUUGGGAGGAGUUGGCUAAGAAAGAUGUAUCGGCCUGUGGCUGCCACCACUACUCGGGGUGGAUUACCAACCGAUAGUGGGGAUUCUGUGGUGACACUUGACCAAGUUCCACGUUGGAGUGAUGCUGAAUACAGGUUUUCAUAUGAGAAUGAAGAUCAUGCUUUCCCAAAUUCAUACUUUCCGGACCCUUUAACUUCUUCCUCAGGGGCAGAGACUAGUGGAAAUGGGAUGGUGCCCAGGUUUCCUGUGGAUCAUGAAAUUAAUUCCAAGAUUUAUCUGUGGAGGGGGUACCCUUGGAAUCUUGAGGUGGAUGCUGUUGUUAACUCCACAAAUGAGAACCUGGAUGAAGCACACAGCAGCCCUGGUUUGCAUGCUGCAGCUGGGCCUGGUCUUGCAGAAGACUGUGCAACACUGGGUGGCUGUCGAACAGGGAUGGCGAAAGUUACUAAUGCAUAUGACCUUCCUGCAAGGAGGGUUAUUCAUACUGUGGGUCCCAAGUAUGCAGUAAAAUAUCAUACUGCUGCAGAAAAUGCUUUGAGUCAUUGCUAUCGGUCUUGCCUUGAACUUCUCAUUGAUAAUGGGCUUCAAAGCAUUGCUAUGGGAUGUAUAUACACCGAGACAAAAAAUUAUCCUCGUGAACCUGCUGCUCACGUGGCAAUAAGAACUGUGCGACGGUUUCUUGAGAAACAGAAACAUAAAAUAAAGGCUGUUGUUUUUUGUACUACAACGUCAUCUGAUACCGAGAUAUAUAAACGAUUGCUUCCGCUUUAUUUUCCUCGGGAUAAACUUGAAGAGGAAGUAGCUAUGGCAAAGCUUCCUGCAGAUGUUGGGGAUGAAAAUGGCGAAACAGCUAUAGAUGAACGAAAAAUCAGAAUAAAGCCUUUGCCUGAUGUGAAAAAGACCGUCUCUAAACCGCUUCAAGCAUCAAUGGAUCUUCCUGUUAGUGAUGUUGGCUUGACGAGACGGAACUCAUCAUAUUUGGAUUCAUAUAUAGAUCCUGCUUUCAUGUCCCUGAUUAAGGAUCCAGAUCAACGACGCAAGGAACAAUGGGAAAAAACUGCUCAAGCACGGAGUGGAUGGAAUUGUGCUAAAAUACUUGGAUAUGGUGACCUUGGGGGACCUCCAUUGUCUGCUGCUGAAGAAUACUCGCUUCAUUCUAGAUAUCUUGCUAAAGCAAAUUCUGUUAACCUUUCUGAAAUUGCAGAAAUGAAAAUAGUUUACCGUGGGGGGGUUGAUAGUGAUGGUCGUCCAGUGAUGGUUGUUGUAGGAGCACAUUUUUUGCUGCGAUGUCUUGAUCUGGAGCGAUUUGUGCUCUAUGUAGUAAAGGAGUUUGAGCCCUUGAUACAGAAGCCUUAUACCAUUGUUUACUUCCACUCUGCGGCAUCUUUACAGAUGCAACCAGACCUUGGAUGGAUGAGGAGAUUACAACAGAUACUUGGUCGCAAACACCAACGUAACCUUCAUGCAAUAUAUGUUCUUCACCCGACAUUUGGACUGAAGGCUGCAAUUUUAGCUCUGCAAAUGUUUGUAGAUAGUGUGGUGUGGAAAAAAGUGGUAUAUGUUGAUAGGCUUUUGCAGCUAUUCAGAUAUGUUCCUCGAGAGCAGCUGACCAUCCCUGACUUUGUGUUUCAGCAUGAUUUGGAAGUGAAUGGAGGGAAGGGCGUAAUUGUGGAUCCCAGAACAAAGUACGUAUAUCAUCGACCAUAGUUAUUGCAUUUCAAAAUUGGAGCAAGUGAUUGAGCAGCAGACCUUUAGGAUUGUGUUUUCUUCAUUUCUUUUCAUUUCAUCGUGCGAGGAUAUUGGGGUUGUGAUGCAGUGUUAUUUAUGUACAAGUUAGAUCUCAAUUCUUUUUUUUCUCCCAUUAUGUUUUUUUGUUUUUGUUUUUUUGUGUUUAUAUAUUUUUCUAAAUUAUUUUUGGAACGAUGUUCUGUAUUAUGUUUGUAGAUGGAAAUAAAGGUUGUUUUUAUCCCCUUGUAAUUUCUUGUGCCUUGGGUGAGUUGCUACAAAUAAUUCAAAAUGGAUUGAGCAUUACUGAAACUGAUACAUUGUAAACACUCAGCUGUUGAGCUUAUGGAGUUGUAACUAAUUGU